Messenger RNA from Emericellopsis cladophorae, 7161 nucleotides. Its product is annotated as Myosin type-2 heavy chain-like protein. The transcript has 3 exons. Gene Ontology annotation, cellular component: cytoplasm; actin cytoskeleton; vesicle. The record is from RefSeq and is a predicted model, not a curated record. NCBI's taxonomy places the organism in Eukaryota, Fungi, Ascomycota, Sordariomycetes, Hypocreales, Bionectriaceae. Gene Ontology annotation, biological process: vesicle transport along actin filament; actin filament organization. The coding region runs from base 1 to 7161 and encodes 2386 amino acids. Gene Ontology annotation, molecular function: actin filament binding; ATP binding; microfilament motor activity.
AUGUCGAGACGUAACAAUCCAUUCGCUCGGGCCUCGCCCUCAUCGCCUACCGCAGGGCCGCCUGGGAGGCCCAAAUCAAGCCUCUUCUCAUCGAACGCGCCGCCUGCAUCUCCAUCACACGCACGAAGUCAAUCGAGUACCUCACCGCCAACCCAGUCAAUAGCACCUCCGGCAAAGACGGCAGCUGGGAGCUCGAUUGGACAUGUGCGGCACGCGUCCAAGAAUGGGUCUCUCUCCUCUGGGACAUUCGCUCCGUCCUUCAUCAAGGCGGAGGAAGUGAAACGCGGACAUGAUGCGGUCGAAAGCAUCGAGGGCGAGAACGACUUUUCGGGCAAACGUUAUGUCUGGCUUAAAGAUCCAGAAAAGGCUUUCGUCAAAGGUUGGGUAGUGGAAGAUUUGAGCGUUGGCCACAUUCGUGUGCAAUGUGACAACGGAACUCAACGCGACGUCGAGGCCGAGGCCGUGGACAAGGUCAAUCCCGCCAAGUUCGACAAGGCCAACGAUAUGGCCGAAUUGACCCAUCUGAACGAGGCGUCGGUAGUGCACAACCUGUACUCGAGGUAUCAGGCCGACCUGAUAUACACAUAUUCUGGGCUUUUCUUGGUGACCGUUAACCCUUACUGCCCGCUUCCGAUAUAUACAAACGAUUAUAUCAAUAUGUACAAGGGGCGAAGCAGGGAAGACACGAAGCCUCACAUUUACGCCAUGGCCGACGAAGCAUUUCGCAACCUAGUGGAAGAAGGGCGCAACCAGAGCAUCCUUGUCACCGGAGAAUCUGGUGCAGGCAAGACGGAAAACACGAAAAAGGUCAUCCAGUACCUCGCAGCCGUCGCGCACCCUGAAUCGCUAUCCCGCAGCCGAUCGCAACAGUCCAACCUCUCCCAGCAAAUCCUACGGGCGAAUCCCAUUCUUGAGGCAUUCGGCAACGCACAGACCGUGAGGAACAACAACUCAUCACGUUUUGGAAAGUUCAUUCGUAUCGAGUUCAACCGCAACGGUGCCAUCACGGGCGCCUUUAUCGAUUGGUAUCUACUAGAAAAGUCGAGGGUUGUGCGCAUCAAUGCCCAAGAGCGCAACUACCACAUCUUCUACCAGCUUCUGAAGGGCGCCAGCCCACAGAUGAAGAAAGAAUUCUUGCUAGAUGGUCUGACCGUCGAGGACUUUUCCUACACAAGAGGCGGCCAUGAUUCUAUCGUGGGGGUCUCAGAUGGCGAUGAAUGGGUCUCACUGAUGGAAGCCUUCGGUAUCAUGGGAUUUUCCGACCACGACCAAAACUCGAUUCUGCGCGCUAUUGCGGCUGUCCUGCACCUUGGCAACAUCGGCGUAGUCAAGGAAAGUCGAGCAGCUGACCAAGCGCGCUUGGAAUCCGGCGCACGAGAUCAAGCUGCCAAGGUGUGUAAACUCUUGGGGUUGCCUCUUGAACCCUUUUUGAGUGGCCUUCUGCAUCCUCGGGUCAAAGCCGGGCGGGAAUGGGUCGAAAAGGUCCAGACACCAGAGCAGGUCCGACUGGGUCUCGAUGCCUUGUCAAAGGGUAUAUACGAGCGCAGCUUUGGUGAUCUUGUUGGUCGCAUUAACAAGCAGUUCGAUCAGAGCGGCAUGGGAAUGGAAGAUUCCCACUUCAUUGGUGUACUCGAUAUCGCUGGCUUUGAGAUCUUCGAGCAAAAUAGCUUUGAGCAACUCUGCAUCAACUACACCAACGAGAAGCUCCAGCAAUUCUUCAAUCACCAUAUGUUUGUGCUUGAACAAGAGGAGUACGCUAGAGAGCAGAUUGAGUGGCAGUUCAUCGACUUCGGCCGUGAUCUACAGCCCACCAUCGAUCUCAUCGAGCUACCAAAUCCCAUUGGCAUCUUCUCCUGUCUUGACGAAGACUCUGUUAUGCCCAAGGCAACAGACAAGACAUUUACCGAAAAGUUGAACUCUUUGUGGGAGAAGAAGUCAAGUAAAUACCGCCCUUCAAGACUAGGCCAGGGUUUCAUCUUGACCCAUUAUGCUGCUGAUGUCGAGUACUCCACCGACAGCUGGCUGGAGAAGAACAAGGAUCCGCUCAACGACAACAUUACGCGCCUGUUGGCCGCGUCUUCUGACAAGCACGUUGCUGCACUUUUCGCAGAUUGUGCCGAGGCAGAUGAUGACACGAGCGGCACGCGAAGUCGUGUCAAGAAGGGCCUGUUCCGAACAGUGGCACAACGUCACAAGGAGCAGCUGCAUAGCUUGAUGACACAGCUGCACUCAACUCAUCCACACUUUGUGCGUUGUAUCUUGCCGAAUCACAAAAAGCGACCGAAGCAGUUUAACAAUGUCCUGGUACUCGACCAAUUACGAUGCAACGGUGUUCUGGAAGGCAUCCGAAUCGCUCGAACCGGCUUUCCCAACCGCCUGCCAUUUGCAGAGUUUCGCUCGCGAUACGAGGUUCUUUGCUCGAACAUGCCAAGAGGUUAUCUGGAAGGACAACAAGCCGCGUCCAUCAUCCUGGAGAAGCUCGGACUGGACAAGGCCAUGUUCCGUGUGGGCUUGAGCAAGGUCUUUUUCCGUGCUGGGGUGUUGGCUGAGCUUGAGGAGAAGAGAGAUGCUUUGAUCACGGAAAUAAUGUCGCGCUUCCAGUCGGUCGCUCGCGGAUUCAAUGCUCGCCGAGCGGCUUCGAAACGCCUUUUCCGCACUGAAGCUACGAGAAUCAUCCAGCGGAACUUUCACGUUUACCUCAAUCUGGUGGAGAACCCAUGGUGGCAGCUCAUCCAGAACAUGAAACCGCUACUGGGUGCUACACGUAGCGCGAGCGAAGUCAAGAGGCGCGAUGCCAUGAUCAAGGAACUGAACGAUAAGAUGCGACUUGAGACAGAAAACCGGCAGAAACUAGAGGAAGAGAGGCGCAAUUGCCAUGCUGAAAUGAUGCGUGUGCAGCAGACCUUGGAGAGCGAGCGUGCCUUGGCCUUGGACAAGGAGGAAAUCUUCCGCCGACUGCAAGAGCGCGAGGUCGAGCUCGAGGAGAAACUAGCCGGAGCCAUUGACGAUCAGGAACGCCUCGAAGAUCAAAUGGAUGGCUUGAUGGAAGCCAAGAACCGUGCGGAAAGGGAUGUUGAGCAAUACCGAGGCCAACUUGACCAAGCUGCUGCCUUGAUUGCCAAGCUCGAAGAAGAGAAAGGCGAGCUCCUCAAGAAAGUCUCAGAAUUGGAUGCAUCCAUUGCUGAGAUCUCCCAGAAGCAAUCUGAGCGCAGUGCGCAAGAAGAGAAGCUGGAGGGAGAAAUCAAGAUGCUAGAGAGUCAGCUAAACUUGAAGGAUCGCAAAGCUCGUGACCUUGAGAGUAAGCUCUUGAAGAUCGACCAGGAUGCUGAGGUGAAACUCCACACCACACAAAAGGAACUGGAGUCGAUAAAAAGCCGUGAAUCGCGUCUGCGGCUCGAGAACAAGGAAGUUCACGACCAACUUGCGCAACUUUCUAAAACCUCGACCGACUACGAGGACCUUGUACGGCAGAAGGAAAGUGAGCUCUCCGUGCUUCGCGACGAAAAUAAGCGCUACCUCUCAGAGCGUCAAAGCCUGGAAAAUCAGAAAAAGGCAUUGAGUGCUGAGCGGGAGAAAGCUUUUGACAAGCUGCACCAGUCCCAGGCCGACCUAGAGGUCAUGAAGUCUAAGCAAGCUCAGCUGCAACGAGAAGCUGAAGAUGCCAACAACCUUCUCCAGGCACGGUUGUCUGAAGACGCCCAAGCUGACCAGAAUCGCCAAGUGCUGGAGGCCCAGAUCAAAGAUCUCAAAGAAGACCUGUACACGGCUCAAACGGAGCUGAGUAGGGAGCGGCAGUCCCGCGACGAUGUCCAGCUUUUGGGCGAGCACAAAUACCAGAGCCUGCAGGAAGAGUAUGAACACCUGAACCAAUCGAAGAUCACAAUAGAGAAAGAGCUCUACGCCCAGCAAGAUACUCUUCGGCGAACAAUGGAAGCCCGCACUACAGCCGAGAAGGAACGCGACGAGGCACGUCAGGAGAUCCGCAAUUUGCGAGCAGCGAAGACAGAGGCAGAGGAAGCGCGGCUCAGAGCCGAAGAGGCUGGUGAAAGGCAGGCCAGCCGAGCCGCUCGCGAACGUGAGGACAGCCUUCGCCGAGACCUUGAUGCUGCCAAUCAACGUCUGCAGUGGUUUGAGGAGGAGUGCGCGAAGCUCAACCACCAAGUGGAGGACCUCAACAAGCUCAUAUUGUCAUCUGGCGAAUUCGGGCUCAAGAAUGAUCAGGCCAAGGAAAGAAUGGAGCGAGAGCUCAACACUGUCAAGAGCCGAUUGGCUGCGUCAGAAAAUGACAAUCGCGCUCUGCUGAACAAAUUGCAGCAAAAGGGACUAGAAAUUGCGCGGUCGAGUUCCCGCGCGAGCGAAGCCUCCCGUGGCCAGGUCAUCUCGCUGCAACGCGAGAAGGCAAGGCUUGAAGAACAAAACGCCAAACUGAAUAAGCAGCUUGGCGAUUCGCAGGUUAACGUCGCCUCUCUUGAGAAGAAGGCGGAGAAACUUCAGCUCAGUGUUGAAGACCUGAACCACGAACUGGCCCGCGAAGCCCAGUCGAGUAGGAACGCGGAAAAGGCAUCUUCCAGUUCCAAUGCGCAGUUGACCGAGGCGAACAGGACCAUUGAAUCAGAGCGACAACUGAGGACACAGGCGCAGUCUACUGCACGCACCCUACAAUCCUCUCUCGAAGCUCGGGAUCGGGAGCUGGAGGAACUACGCGCCCAGAUGCUCAACGUCUUGAAGACCGUUGAUCCCGAGGUGCACAUUCCUCCCCAGCAGGACAACGACAAGGGUUUGGUUAAGAAUUUCGGUCUCGUUCGCAAAGUGGAGGAAUUGCACCAGACCUUGAGGGUGCAGACAGCUGCACGCACACAUGCCGAGCAACAGCUGGCCGAAUUGCGGGCAAACCGAAAAGAGUCACCGAGCCGACCCAAGUUGGAGGAGAUACACUACAAUGAGGCCCCCUUUAGCAACGGCUCGCCGACCCAGAGGCGGUCCAAGCUGGCUCACGAGCGCAAGUACUCGAACGCAUCCACGCCUGCGCGUAAACUCCCUGAAUACCCAGAGGGCUCUGCUAGGUCUGAUCGAACAGCGGACGUUCUGAGCUUCAACAACAAACAGGAUCUCAAAGCAGAGGUUGAGGAGCUACAGAAUCAGCUGCAACUAGCAAACAUGCAGAACCGUCACUUGCAGAGUCAGCUCGAGCGCGGCACUCCACUGCCUGACAACGACCAGAGCCCUUCGCUACGUCGCAUGCAGAAGCUUGAGAAAGUCAACAGCCAUUUGCAUGAUAUGCUAGACGACUCGGCUAAGAAGGUGUCAGCUCUCGAAAAGAGCAUUCGCAGUGGCGAAAUCUCUGUGCGCGACUUGCAGACCCGCUCUCACGAAGAGCUCCUUGAUGUCUUCAACAGCCAGGAAGAAUCCCGUCGUGCGCUCAUGCACAGCCAUAAGGAUGUUGUCGCCGAGUUGACGGACAUCAAGACUGGCUUUGAGAGGCUACGCCAUGACAAGGCUAAAGCCCAGGUUGAGCUUCGGGAUGUGACUGCCGAUCUGCAAGAGAUGACCACGGCAAGGGAACAAGAAGCACAAAGCAGAAACCAGCUCCUCAGCGAGUACUCGGAUCUGCAGAUCCGCCUGGACGCCGAGUCCUCCAAGCUGGCCGACGUUACAGCGAAUCUCGACUUGUACAAGCGACGAGCUGAUGAGUACUUUGGUAAACUAGAGCAGGCCGAAAUAGCCGUCCUCAAAGCUAGUCGCGCCGAGCAGUUUGCCAAGUCACAAGCGCGCGAAGCCGAAGACACGUAUGCCGAAGUCAUGGCUGAGCGACAGAAGAUGGACAAUAUGAUGGAGGACUUGCAGCGCCACAACCAACGCCUCGAGGAGCGCCUCGAAGACAUGUCGACCGAUCUGGAAGGCGUCACACAGGCCAAGAAGAGGCUGCAACACGAGCUGGAGGAUUACCGCAACCAGCGUGCCAUGGAUAUCGAGGACAAGGAGUCUAGCAUGGAGCAAACCCGUAGGAAGUACCAAGCGGAGUUUGCCACUCUCACCAAAGAGUUGGACUUGGCGCGCGAAGAGAAGCUGUACAAGCAGUCUGAAAUCGCUCGCCUGCGUGAGGAGCUCGAUGAGCUACGGUCCAAGUGGGACGACGAGGUGCUCAACAGUUCGACCUGGUCCAAGGAAAAGUCACGCCUCGAAUCCACCCUUGCCGAUGUCGUCUCGUCGCGUGAGGAGGCGGUGAACGCACACAACGAAGCCCAAGGCAAAGUUGUCUCACUUCUGUCCCAGGUCCGGACUCUCCGGUCGUCCGUCGACGAGGUCAGCGCUGAGCGUGAUUCUCUGGCUCGUGAGAAGCGCAGCGUGGAGGCUCGCCUUGCCGAGGCGAAGGCUGGGCUAGACGAGCUGACCAAGGGGGAGAGCCCCUCACUGCGAGACGCUGCUUCUACCGACAAGGAGAUCCUCGAUCUCAAGUCGAGUCUCGCGCAGCAGGAGGACAUUGCGACCGCUGCUGUGGAGAAGAUGCGCCGGGCGGAGUCUCUGGCUGCUGAGAUGCAGAAGGACAUUACAGCUGAACGUGAGGGUACGGCUGCCCUGGCCAAGCAGAAGGCCAUGCUAGAGAAGAACCUCAACGAGGCACAGCUGAAACUGGUCGACUUGGAGACCAAGGGCUAUUCCAGCGCCAGCCAGGACAUCAAGUUCCUGUACAAGCGAAUCCAGGAGCUUGAGACACAGCUGGAAUCCCAGGAGCACGAGCGCACAAAAUCGCAGCGCUCGACUCGCAAUGUAGAUCGCAUUGUCAAGGACCUCCAAGGGCAGAUUGACCGCAAGGACAAGCAAAACACGCAGCUAUUGGAAGACGUAGCACGGAUGCGCGACAAGGCAGACAAACUGCUCCAGACGAUCGACGACCUCCAAUCGUCAGAGUCGUCCAACCAGCUGACCGCACGCCGAGCAGAGCGCGAGCUGCGGGAGGAGAGGGAGAAGUCACUGCGUCUCGAGCGUGAACUCGAGGGAUGGAAGGGUCUGAGAGUCGACAAGAGCGCCAGCGGCGUAACGGGCAGCAUGCGCAAUCGGCUGGGACCCUUGCGGACGAGCUUAGGAGGUGACCCCAUGGAUGUUCCAGCGCGGAAGAGUAGCAUUAGUAGGGCGCCAAGCAUGACGAAGGGGUUCUUGUAG